Messenger RNA from Zychaea mexicana, 1569 nucleotides. Its product is annotated as fatty acid desaturase-domain-containing protein. NCBI's taxonomy places the organism in Eukaryota, Fungi, Mucoromycota, Mucoromycetes, Mucorales, Lichtheimiaceae. Gene Ontology annotation, cellular component: membrane. Gene Ontology annotation, biological process: lipid metabolic process. The transcript has a single exon. Bases 1 to 1569 code for a protein of 522 amino acids. The record is from RefSeq and is a predicted model, not a curated record. Gene Ontology annotation, molecular function: heme binding; oxidoreductase activity, acting on paired donors, with oxidation of a pair of donors resulting in the reduction of molecular oxygen to two molecules of water.
AUGCCGCCCAACACUGAAACCCAAACCCAAACGUUCAGUGUCCGUAAUGGGCUUACACAAGACGAGAUCCGGGAACGUGUCAAAAGCGGCGAUGCCCUUUUUAUAUUCGAGGACAAAAUUUACAAAGUCAAUCGAUUUAUGAACAAGCAUCCGGGCGGUGAAUUAGCCAUUCGACACGUUCUUGGCAAAGAUGUCACCGAUGAGAUUAGGUCAAUGCAUCCACCACGUGUAUAUGAACGCAUGAUAAAGCACUAUUGUAUUGGGGACUAUAUUCGGGAUCCAAAGCUGGACCCAACUGCAACGACGACAGCAGCUGCCAAGGCAACACGACACCAUGACGACGCCAUGCAAAUCGGUUGGCAGGGCAGCAUGAGUGUCGAGGCAUUCGACGCAAAGAUUGACGAACUUUACGCAAAGCAUGCAGACGAUCAAGAGACGGACAGAAAAGACCAAAAGGAUCUCACUAUACUCGAAAUACGACAGGCAUAUCGACGACUGGAGCAAGAGUUCAUUGACCGCGGAUUGUUCAAAUGCAACCACUGGCGGUAUGCCAAAGAAUGCUGUCGCUAUGUCACGUUUAUCUACUUGUCACUCUGGCUCGCGUUGCGUGGUUACGAUACGUGGCAUUUCCUUCUGAGCGCGGUAUUCAUGGGCUGCUUCUGGCAUCAGCUCGUGUUCACAGCACACGAUGCCGGCCAUAACGAAAUCACGGGCCGUGUCGAGAUUGACCAUUUGAUUGGCGUUAUGAUUGCCAAUUUUAUCGGUGGUCUUUCAAUCGGCUGGUGGAAGAAGAACCAUAACGUCCAUCAUAUCGUCACCAACCAUCCCGAGCACGAUCCCGAUAUCCAGCAUAUGCCGUUUUUCGCCAUCACAACACGUUUCUUCAAUAAUAUUUAUUCCACCUAUUAUAACCGCGUAUUAGAAUUCGACGCACCCGCACGAUUUUUCUUAAAGUACCAGCACCAUCUCUAUUAUCUUGUGCUUUCAUUCGGUCGGUUCAACCUGCAUCGCCUGUCGUUCUUGUAUCUCUUUUUGGACAAGGAAGUCCGCAAUCGAAAGCUCGAGCUAACCGGCAUCGCCGUAUUCUUCGUCUGGUUCAGCUACUUGCUGUCAUACUUGCCGUCGUGGUCGAUGGUCUUCGCCUAUAUCAUGAUCUCGUACAUUGUCACGUCUCCACUCCAUGUACAAAUCACACUGUCGCAUUUUGGAAUGUCCACCGCAGAUCUCGGUCCAGACGAGUCGUUUCCGGCCAAACAGCUUCGCACAACCAUGGAUGUCGAUUGUCCCGAAUGGUUUGACUGGUUUCACGGUGGACUUCAGUACCAGGCUGUUCAUCACUUGUUCCCGCGCUUGCCCCGGCAUAACUUGCGCCAAUGUGUGCCCCUGGUCAGAAAGUUUUGCAAAGAAACUGGACUGCAUUAUUACAUGUAUAACUUUUCAACUGGCAAUGGCGUUGUAUUAGGCGCGCUGAAAUCAGUAGCGGAUCAAGUUCACUUGAUGAACGACGUGGCAAAGUACAAUGCAGGCGUCUGGUCUGGUGACAAGCUCCAACAGGAAACCACGCAUUAA